GCGGAGGACCCGGGCGAGACCGCAGCCUAGCCUCGCGCGGGGCCCGCGAUCCGCCGCCGCGGCGCCUGCUCCCUUCGCACCCUCGCAGGGAAGGGGUCGGCCGCGGCUGGCGUCGGCGGGGCGCGGAGGAACCGCGGCGGCGGCUGCAUACCCAGCGGGCCGCGUCCCGGAGUCGUCGGGCAUGGAGCCGUGGAAACAGUGCGCGCAGUGGCUCAUUCACUGCAAGGUGCUGCCCGCCAACCACCGGGUGACCUGGGACUCGGCGCAGGUGUUCGACUUGGCGCAGACCCUCCGCGAUGGAGUCCUGCUCUGUCAGUUGCUCAACAACCUCCGGGCGCACUCCAUCAACCUGAAGGAGAUCAACCUGAGGCCGCAGAUGUCCCAGUUUCUCUGCCUGAAGAACAUAAGGACAUUCCUCACGGCCUGCUGCGAGACGUUUGGGAUGAGAAAGAGUGAACUCUUCGAGGCGUUUGACCUGUUUGAUGUUCGUGACUUUGGAAAGGUUAUAGAAACGUUAUCGCGACUUUCCCGCACACCUAUAGCAUUGGCCACAGGAAUCAGGCCCUUUCCAACAGAGGAAAGCGUUAAUAAUGAAGACAUCUACAAAGGCCUUCCGGAUUUAAUCGAUGAAACCCUUGUGGAAGAUGACGAAGGUCUCUAUGACUGUGUUUAUGGGGAAGACGAAGGCGGAGAAGUCUAUGAGGACUUAAUGAAAGCAGAGGAAGCGCAUCAGCCCAAAUGUCCAGAAAAUGACAUCCGAAGUUGCUGUCUAACAGAAAUUAAGCAGACAGAAGAAAAAUAUACAGAAACAUUGGAGUCAAUAGAAAAAUACUUCAUGGCACCACUAAAACGAUUUCUGACAGCAGCAGAAUUUGAUUCAGUAUUCAUCAACAUUCCUGAACUUGUAAAAGUUCAUCGGAACUUAAUGCAAGAGAUUAAUGAUUCCAUUGUAAAUAAAAAUGACCAGAACUUGUAUCAAGUUUUCAUUAACUACAAGGAAAGGUUGGUUAUUUACGGGCAGUACUGCAGUGGGGUGGAGUUAGCCAUCUCUAAUUUAGACAACAUUUCUAAGACAAAAGAAGAUGUGAAACUGAAAUUAGAGGAAUGUUCUAAAAGAGCAAAUAAUGGGAAAUUCACUCUUCGAGAUUUGCUUGUGGUUCCUAUGCAACGUGUUUUAAAGUAUCACCUUCUCCUCCAGGAACUGGUGAAGCAUACCACUGAUCCUAUGGAGAAGGCAAAUCUGAAACUGGCUCUCGACGCAAUGAAGGACUUGGCACAAUAUGUGAAUGAAGUGAAAAGAGAUAAUGAGACCCUUCGUGAAAUUAAGCAGUUUCAGCUAUCUAUAGAAAAUUUGAACCAACCAGUUUUGCUUUUUGGACGACCUCAGGGAGAUGGUGAAAUUCGAAUAACCACUCUAGACAAGCAUACAAAACAAGAAAGGCACAUCUUCUUAUUUGACUUGGCAGUGAUUGUGUGUAAGAGGAAAGGUGAUAACUAUGAAAUGAAGGAAAUAAUAGAUCUUCAGCAGUACAAAAUAGCCAACAAUCCUACAACCGAUAAAGAAAACAAAAAGUGGUCUUAUGGCUUCUACCUCAUCCAUACCCAAGGACAAAAUGGGUUAGAAUUUUAUUGCAAAACAAAAGACUUAAAGAAAAAGUGGCUGGAACAGUUUGAAAUGGCUUUAUCUAACAUAAGGCCAGACUAUGCAGACUCCAAUUUCCAUGAGUUCAAGAUGCACACCUUCAACCGGGUUACAUCCUGCAAAGUCUGCCAGAUGCUUCUAAGAGGAACAUUUUAUCAAGGUUACUUAUGUUUUAAAUGUGGCGCAAGAGCACACAAGGAAUGUUUGGGAAGAGCAGACAAUUGUGGCAGAGUUAAUUUUGCUGAACAAGGAACACUCAAACCAUCAGAGAAAAGGACCAAUGGACUCCGAAGAACCCCCAGACAGGUGGAUCCAGGUUUACCAAAGAUGCAGGUCAUUAGGAACUAUGUCGGAACCCCAGCCCCAGCUCUCCAGGAAGGACCUCCCUUACACAUCCAGGCAGGGGAUACAGUUGAACUUCUGAGAGGAGAUGCACACAGUCUGUUUUGGCAGGGUAGAAAUUUAGCAUCUGGAGAGGUUGGAUUUUUUCCAAGUGAUGCUGUCAAACCAUGCCCAUGUGUGCCCAAACCAGUAGAUUAUUCUUGCCAACCCUGGUAUGCUGGAGCAAUGGAAAGAUUGCAGGCAGAGACUGAACUUAUUAAUAGGGUAAAUAGUACUUACCUUGUGAGGCACAGGACCAAAGAGUCAGGAGAAUAUGCAAUUAGCAUUAAGCAUAAUAAUGAAGCAAAGCACAUCAAGAUUUUAACAAGAGAUGGCUUUUUUCACAUUGCAGAAAAUAGAAAAUUUAAAAGUUUAAUGGAACUUGUGGAGUACUACAAGCACCAUUCUCUUAAAGAAGGCUUUAGAACCCUGGAUACAACUCUACAGUUCCCGUACAAGGAGCCAGAACACUCUGCCGGGCAGAGGGGUAACAGGGCAGGCCACAGCUUGCUAAGUCCGAGAGUUCUGGGCAUUGCCAUCGCGCGGUAUGACUUCUGUGCAAGAGACAUGCGGGAAUUGUCCUUGUUGAAAGGAGAUGUGGUGAAGAUUUACACGAAGAUGAGCGCCAAUGGCUGGUGGAGAGGGGAAGUAAAUGGCAGGGUGGGCUGGUUUCCAUCCACGUAUGUGGAAGAGGAUGAGUAAAUUCCAAUCCAGCGUUUCACCCUGCACCAGACAUUUCAGAGAAGAGAUAAACAGAAGGCUGCACAGCAUUAUGAGUUAAUUGAAGUGGUUAAAAAGCUGCAUUUCUGGCUAUUCAACAUCCUCCCUCGUAUUUCCUUCUAAGUCUUAAUGCUGGGAUUUCUAAAGAUGCUGGUACUGACAGAUUAAUGGCUUGCCUAAAGCUGUGCAAGAAGCAGCCUGCCAGUCUGUCAUUGUCGGGGACCAGCGCAAAGCCGAAAGCUUUUCUUCCCAGAAGAGCCCUACAAAUGUAUUGGUUCAUGUUUCUUUUUACCUCAUCCAGUCAGACCCCAUGAAUGCCAGCCAUUAGUAAACGUUUCACACGUAUUUAUUUUCUUCUCACGUGCCAUUCACCAGAAUUUUUGAUGGUACAAAGGAGCAGAAGUUUAAUUUUGCUUUCCCAGCAUGAAGGAAAAUUGGAAUUCCACCACUUGGGCGGCUUACUGGAAAGGUCCAGCAUUACUUGUCUUAAAUUGCCUCACAAGGUGACUCAUUGCCUGGCAGGCACUUUUUACCCCCAGAUGUAACUCAUGAUAAAAUAUAAGAGGCAAAUGCUCAGGUUUGCCUCAAGAGUGCUAUAUCCCAGAGGGGUUUUAAUUAUUCAUUUGAUGUCCUGCUGUAUUUGCAAAACUUCCAAAAGAAAAACAAAAACCAAGACAUAAAAGAGAGUGUCUUCAUAUUAAGUCUUCACAACCUUCGUGAUUUUGCAGAGUUGUGGAAAUGGAGUACCUCAUUUUAUGAAAUGAUCUUGGCUGGGCAUAUGAUAGCUAGUUGCAAGUGAUCUUAGUAAGGUGGUGGUAUUUACAGAAACAGAUCAAGGGCUGUAAUUUAUAACAAGUCAUUUUAUAGAAGCAACAUCUGUUAACUCAUGCCUUUUCCUACCCCUAAAAAAGACUUUGUACCAAUUUGCUGAUUCUCACAUUUUCCUGCAGUACUUUCAGUAGUGCCAACAACUUUGUGAGGAUGUUGGAAGGAAAGCACAGCUGGGUCCUGUAUGCAUUUCUGAGGCGGGUGGGUCUUUAAGGCUUUUCUGCUCUUAUUUCCUGUGGGCUCCCAGCUCUCACCAGGGUCUUCCCAUCUCCAGGCCCAUUCUGGCUGGGUAUUAACUGGUGGAAGACCAGUUUUGCAGUGCUGUUUAUUUGACCAAGCCUUCACUUUUUAUGUGAGGAGCCUAAAUAUGUUCUUCCUGGGAUACACAGAGUCCCCAUUCAAGAUAGUCAAGUUAAGACACUAACUUGGCCCUUUCCUGAUGAAAUAUUUUCUCCUUAGCAGAAAUCGUGUUCUGACAAGAUUCAGAGAAUGUUUUGUAUUUAAAGAAAACAAAACAGUAGAAGCAUUAACUUAAUAGAGUCAAACUAGGAACAUUGUGUUCUGAAAUUUUGGAUCAUCUCUGAACUGAGGUGGGCGUGGCCUGACCGCUCCCCAGCCCACUUGAGUGCCAGAACUUGAUGUUCAGUGGACACAUCCCCCUCUAGAGACCCCUGUGAGCUAGGAUGUCUUUUAAAAAGAUAGAUUCAGGACCUUUACCUCAGAAUUAUGUAAACUGUGAUUGUGUCUUAGAAAAAUUAUUUGUUAAAGCCAGUUAAGCUUUUGUAUAUGUAUAAAUGAUCGUGAAAAUGAAUUUUAUAAAAUGUUCUGUACAGUGAAGUUAUACCUUCAAGGCAUCCCCUUGGAGUGGAUUCUUCCCUGUAAAGUUGUAUCUACUAUGCUGUGUCUCAGGAUGUUUUGUCUUUUACUGUCAACCAGAUGCUGUUUUGGAGAGAGAAGCAUCACACAAAUUGAAACACUCCUGUGUACAGCAUUGCAGCUCGUAUUGUUUCUUUUAUUGUUAUUUUAGCCAACAGGCUCCCUCCCUUAAAAAUGGUGUUUAGUCUUCCUGUUGCAUUUCAUGGACCUGAGGGUUUCCUCACAGAGGAUAUUAGAGCCCCUUUUCAUGACAUUACUGAUUACAUCUUUGUCUAUGUUGAAUACUUUGUACUGGAAACUUAAAUGCUGCAGACUUGUGUAGAUUUCUAAUACCAAAGACAGAAGUAAAUGUUUUUCCAUAUACUUUGUCUUGCCUGUCUGAAUGCAGCCCUUAUGUAAUUUGGUGAAUUAGAGUGGUAUUUCACUUUGUAAUAUUUUGUAAAUAUGUCAAUACAAUAAAUAGUUACUACUUGCAUUAAAUUGAUUUCUUGAGA
Messenger RNA from Manis javanica (Malayan pangolin), 4941 nucleotides. RefSeq names its product vav guanine nucleotide exchange factor 3 (gene VAV3). Gene Ontology annotation, biological process: intracellular signal transduction; regulation of GTPase activity; cell migration. Lineage: Eukaryota; Metazoa; Chordata; Mammalia; Pholidota; Manidae. Gene Ontology annotation, molecular function: protein binding; guanyl-nucleotide exchange factor activity. Gene Ontology annotation, cellular component: cytoplasm; plasma membrane. The record is from RefSeq and is a predicted model, not a curated record.